Messenger RNA from Cololabis saira (Pacific saury), 2920 nucleotides. Its product is annotated as alpha-tectorin-like. The record is from RefSeq and is a predicted model, not a curated record. The transcript is spliced from 12 exons. Bases 108 to 1760 code for a protein of 550 amino acids. Lineage: Eukaryota; Metazoa; Chordata; Actinopteri; Beloniformes; Belonidae.
UCUCCAUCAGGUGCAUCCCGUACAGGAUCUGCACGUUGACCGGACCCACUGUGAUCAACGUCGACGGCGACGUCACCUCUGUGGAGGAUCGCUGCACGUACACUCUGAUGUCAGAUGGAGUUGAAUUCUCAGAAUUUGAAGUUCUGGCCAGCUACAAGGACCGACGUCUCGCAGAUGUGAGCUUUCUGGACAGUGUGACACUGAAAAACAAUGGUGUUGAGGUUCUCCUGGAACAAGGUGGGACAGUCAAGGUGGACGAUGUGGUGACGUCUCUCAGCAGCCCUUUCUCGGUUAAUAGUGGGUUUGAUCUCCGCAAGACCCAAGCUGGAGUCUUUGCCAAACUGAAACUGAACGAUUCGGUAGAAGUGACUCUGUUCUUUGAUGGAAACACUGCGCAGCUGCAAACUACAGGAGGAGAUUAUCAUCCACCAGGUGGUUUGUGUGGAGACGACGACAAAGCAUCUUCAACCAACAAGACCGAGGGCAGCAGCUGUCAUAUUAUGGCCAAAAGAUCCAAUGACCCGACAGACAACUGUGAGGAGAUGAAGGAACGCUGCGACAUCCUGACGAAGGAACCCUUCACCUCCUGUAACGCCGCCGUCACCCCAGACCCCUACAUAGCUGCCUGCAAGGAAACCAUGUGUUACUAUCCUGAUGAGGACGGCGUCAUGUGUCAGUACCUGGAGGCCUACGCCAGAGCCUGCAGCCUGGCUGAGAUCGAACUGGGGGAAUGGAGGUCCGACAAGCAGUGCUCUACGCCUCAGAUCUCUUGUGAAGACAAUCCCUGCAGUGAUCAUGAGUUCUGUGGACUGGUCAGCGGUAUCCCCACCUGCCUCUGUAGAAGCAUUUUUGCCUCCAAAUACAGACAAUCAAGCAACAAACUGGGUGAUGCGACGAUCUGCACAGGUGAAUCUGCUUCACUCACUCUGGUGGGUUGUCUCCUGGCGGAGAAAGGUCUCGACUACUCCGUCUUUCACCUCAACAACCCGGAGUGCACUGGUGACAUGGACGAGGACAGCCACAUGGUGACCUUCAGCUUCGACAACGACAACUGCGGGACGGAGGUGGAGAAAGAAGAAGGCAAAGUGUCGUACAAGAACACCAUCCAAUCCACGUCCAGCUCCUCCUCCAAUGUCAUCACUCGCCACAACGAGGUCAAUAUUGACUUCUCCUGCGUCCACGUUGAACCAGACGUCAAGACUAUGAGCUUCACAAUCAAGGACAGCUCCGUCUCCCAGGAGGUCACAUCCGGUACUUUUAGUUACAAGGUGACGAUGAACGCCUACACGGACGCUGACCACACACAAGCUGUGGACUCCGAGGUGCUGCUGGACCAGACGAUCUGGGUGAAGCUGACGAGCGACGGGCUGGAUGAAAACUUGGUCGUCAUGGAGAUCGACUCCUGCUGGGCCACCGGCCAGGAAGAGUCCGACAGUGACGUGAAAUACGACCUGAUCAAGGAUGGCUGUGCAAACAAAGCCGACAAGACGGUGCAGGUGGAGGGAAACGGAGAAGGAACCUCCAGCUCUUUCUCUUUCAGCAUGUUUGAGUUCACGGCCAGCUCCACUGACGUCUACCUGCACUGCCAAAUCCACCUGUGCGUCAAAGACGACACCGACAGCGACAAAUGCCUGCCGGAUUGUUCUGAGAAAGAUGAUAAGAAAAGAAAGCGCAGAUCUGCCUUGUCCAGAUCCAGAUACGGCAGGUCAGCUGGCAGAGCUGUGGCUCCCGCCUUCAUCAGCAUGGCAUGGACUAAAUAGGUGGUUACCACGGUGAUACGGACUGACUGACAGGCUGCCGACCCCCGUCUGGAUCCCCGACUCGUGUCUGGUCCUGAUCCUGAUCACGGACGUGUGAAAGGAAGAGCUCAGAUCCUGCUGCUGCCGUGAAGUUUUGUUAACUCGUAAAGCAACAAAAAGCAGCAACGAAAGACACAGAAUUAUGAGAACAGGACCAAACUGUCAUCAGACACAUGUCACAGACCCUCUUUUAUCUCUUUUAGUCGUAAUUGGUGAAGGGAAGUGUGUUACAUUUGAUUUAAACCAAAUCUACAUUCUAACAUCCAGGUAGAAUCAGAUAUUAAUCAGAUAUGAGAUUGAUUAUCAUGUCCUAUUAACCAAUACCUUCAUAUUAAUCAGCUUUUAGAAAGGGGUUGUUCAGGGUGAAACUAUUAAAAAGGGUAGUAAUACAAGUUCUUCUUACUUUUAGGACACUUUAAAGUAAACACAGACCAGUUCAUUAUAGUCUAAUUAAGAAACAGAUAUUAAUCUGAUAUGAGAUUGAUUAUCAUAUCUUAUUAAUCAAUACCUUCAUAUUAAUCAGCUUUUAGAAAGGUGUUGUUCAGGGUGAAACUAUUAAAAAGGGUAGUAAAAGAAGUUCUUCCAAGUUUUAAGACACUUUACAGUAAACACAGACCAGUUCAUUAUAGUCUAAUUAAGUACAGAUCAAUUCAUUCCAACAGACUGAACCACAAACUGUAGAAGUGAGUGUUCUGAUGUCCAGGGACAGAGAUACUCGCUGCAUGAACCGCAAAACUGUCAGCUUCUUAAGGUGGACAGACUUUUAGACCAGAAAGAUUUAGUGGGGUGUCGUCUGCAUAAAAGGACAUUCAUCAUUUGUGACAUACAUUUUCUGCUCAGCAAGACUUUAAUCUGCAGCCGUGCAGCGAUCAUUGAAUGAUUCAUCUGGAACACAAGUUCAGUCCUUCUUCUCAGAAAGAUUCUCAGAGAAACUUCAAGGUGCUUUUUUAGCAGUAGUUUACAUAUUCUGGUGUUUUGAAACAGGAGCCUCUGUUACAGUUCAGUUGAAGCUGAAACAUGUCACUGUUUCUUCACGCUUUUACUUUUCUUUAUCAUUUUUAUUGUUUGUUCUGUAUCCAAAGACCAAAAAAAGAAAUAAAAAGGUGGUGGUAAAAUUCAAA